Messenger RNA from Chironomus riparius, 987 nucleotides. Lineage: Eukaryota; Metazoa; Arthropoda; Insecta; Diptera; Chironomidae. The record is from the annotation of a GenBank genome assembly.
AUGUGGCUAAAAGUGUUUUUAUUUAGUUUAAUAAUAUUUAUUGAAUUAACAUCCGCACAUUUAUUGCCGGGUAUUUAUUGUGGUGAAGAAAAUUGUUACGACAUCCUUAAUGUUACAAGAAAUUCGCUCAAAAAUGAAAUAUCCAAAAACUACCGACAUCUUGCAAGGAUAUAUCAUCCAGAUAUGCGAGAAACAGGCGAUGAGGAGAUAUUUAAGAAAAUAGCUAAUGCUUAUGAGAUUCUAAAGGAUGAAGAAGCUAGGAAAGAUUACGAUUAUAUGCUUGAUCAUCCUGAGGCAUAUUAUCAGAAUUACUAUAGGUAUUAUAGAAGGAAAGGACCGAAAGUUGAUAUACGUCUUGUCAUCUUCUCGACUAUUUCAGUCAUUUCAUUUGUUCAGUAUUUUGUAAAGAGAUCACGAUAUAAGGAAGCCGUUGAUUAUUUUGUGUCUGUUAAAAAGUACCGAAAUAAGGCAUUAGAGAUUAUUGCAUCUGAUAAAUCCUUACAAGAUAUCCUAAAAGAAGGCAAGAGAAGUAAGUUGUCAAAGACUGAAAUAAAAGAACUGCAAGAGAAGCAAAUUAGACAAGUCAUUGAGGAGAAUAUGGACAUUAAAGGAGCUUAUGAAAAGCCAAAUAUUUUUGACAUUCUGUGGAUACAGAUAAUAAUUUUACCCUAUACCUUAGCUAAAUAUAUUGCAUGGAAUGUAACUUGGAUCUAUAAUUUUACAAUCUUGCGUAAACCUUACGGUGACGAAGAGAAGCUUUAUUUAAUCAGAAAACAUUUGGGCAUGGGAAAGCAUCAAUUUAAUGCAAUAGAAGAAGAAACAAUCAGUGAAUAUCUUAGAAGAGAGUUGUGGAAAAAAGAUAAAUUUAAAGUAUGGAAGAAAGACCAAGAGGAAGAAAUGAAGGCUAAAAUGGCAGAAAGUAAUAGAUACAAAUCUUACCGUCGAUACAUGAAAAAUAACAAGAGUCGAAUUACAUUUGAUGAUUAA